AUGCGAUGCGCGAGCAAGGCCGCCGAGAGUGCGUCCGCACGUCUCUGUGCGGACGCCGAAGCAGAAACCACAGCAACUGAUGUCUCAUCGGUUGCUGAAGCGACUCAGCCUGUGUCACUUGGUGAUGCAGGCGCUGGUCAUGAAGACACUCAUGUCUUCACAGAGUAUGAGCUCGGUGUCUCAUACUCUCCUGAUACGGAAGACGGAUCCGUAUCGACGGCGAUCGAAUCCAAGCCGCCUGCCAAGCGUGGAAUGGAUGAUGCCAUGCGUCGUAGCAUCUUUGGUUCAUCUGAUGAAUCAGAUGAACCAUCGCCGAAGCGAAGGCGCUCGAGGUCGCGAGACUCGGGCGCUAACAGUGGUGUCGGUUCUCCUAUGGACACCACUUCGCAACGAGGUGCCAGUCCUUCUGUCGGCACGUCGCAGGAAGAGCGGGACCGCAAUGUGUUGCGUCUCGCUCCAGAAAAGAAGGCAUGGAUGCCUCCUAAAUCUGUCAUGGAUCACUUGUCGGCGACGACGAGUGAUCGUUAUCGAACACGGUUGUUCGAUUCGUCAAGGAUCCAUCACCUUGACCCCAGCGCAAAAAACUAUCGCGCUGAAAACGAAUUCUUCAUCGAUGCUUUCUUUAGACAUCGAUGGUACAGUAGGAAUCACAAACGUGAUGGUCCCUCACUACUUCAAGCGUGGAACGCCUACAUCCAUAAUCUCGAGGUCGUGACGUUUGGAACGACAAACAUAUCAAAGCUCGUGAUAAGUUUGAAAAGCGAACCCCGACAGGUGCACGCUACAAGCUGCAUCGUCUGUCAAAGGAGAAGGGAUUACCCUGCCUCUUUUGGGGAGACUCGUGCCCGUGUUGUGUGA
Molecule: messenger RNA, 858 nt
Organism: Peronospora matthiolae
Lineage: Eukaryota; Oomycota; Peronosporomycetes; Peronosporales; Peronosporaceae
Source: the annotation of a GenBank genome assembly